Molecule: messenger RNA, 2419 nt
Organism: Sardina pilchardus (European sardine)
Lineage: Eukaryota; Metazoa; Chordata; Actinopteri; Clupeiformes; Clupeidae
Gene: mre11a
Product: MRE11 homolog A, double strand break repair nuclease
Exons: 20
Coding region: 156-2261 (701 amino acids)
Biological process (GO): telomere maintenance; mitochondrial double-strand break repair via homologous recombination; meiotic DNA double-strand break formation
Cellular component (GO): nucleus; Mre11 complex; site of double-strand break
Molecular function (GO): 3'-5'-DNA exonuclease activity; single-stranded DNA endonuclease activity; manganese ion binding
Source: RefSeq, a predicted model, not a curated record
CGGACAUCUCAGCUUCCGCAGGAGGGAGAUUUGCACGUUCACAUGAACCUCAUGAGGAAAUCGAAACGAAGUUGAACUUUAAGUUGGAGGCGUGAAAUUUAAAGGUCUACUUCUCCAGUGCUCACGCGGACACGGUAACCAACAGCCCACUCCAGAUGACUUCGGCAGACCCCACGGAGGAUGAGGACACCUUCAAGAUCCUGCUUGCAUCAGACAUCCAUCUGGGCUUCCUGGAGAAGGAUGCGAUCAGAGGAGAAGACACGUUCAACACCUUCAAUGAGAUCAUGAGUUACGCUAAACAACACCAGGUGGAUUUCGUGUUGCUAGGCGGAGACCUGUUCCAUGAGAAUAAGCCAUCCCGUAAGUCGCUGCACUGUUGCAUGGAGACGCUGCGCCGCUACUGCAUGGGGGAUCAGCCAAUCAGCUUCCAGAUCCUCAGUGACCAGGCCGUCAACUUUGGACACAGCAAGUUCCCCUGGGUGAACUACCAGGAUGAGAAUCUCAACAUCUCCAUACCCGUCUUCAGUGUACAUGGAAACCAUGACGACCCUACGGGGGUGGACGGCCUGUGUGCUCUGGAUGUGUUGAGCGUUGCCGGGCUGGUGAACCACUUUGGGCGGAGCCAGUCGGUGGAGAAGGCGGAAAUCAGCCCCAUCCUGCUGCAGAAAGGCUCCACCCACAUCGCCUUAUACGGCAUCGGCUCUAUCCCUGAUGAGCGACUCUACAGGAUGUUCGUUGGUAACCAGGUGUGUAUGCUGCGGCCCAGAGAGGAGGAGGGAAGCUGGUUUAACAUGUUCGUCAUCCACCAGAACAGGAGUAAGCAUGGGGCCACUAACUACAUCCCGGAGCAGUUCCUGGAUGACUUCCUGGAUCUGGUGGUGUGGGGUCACGAGCACGAGUGCCGCAUCACGCCGGAGAGGAACGAGCAGCAGCUGUUCUACGUCACCCAACCAGGAAGCAGCGUCGUGACCUCACUCUCACCGGGGGAGGCUGUCCCAAAGCACGUUGGGCUGCUGCGUGUGCGUGGCCGUAAGAUGCAGCUCCAGAAGAUUCCGCUGCAGUCGACGCGGCGUCUGUACCUGCAGGACGUGUGUUUAGCCGACCUCACACACCUGUUCACCGCCAACGCUCCCAACGCCACACAACGCGCACAGGCCUACUGCCAGGAGAAGGUGGAGGAGAUGCUUGAGGAAGCUGAACGGGAGCGACUAGGAAAUCCCCAAAUGCCGGAGAAACCCCUCAUACGCCUACGAGUGGAUUACAGUGGAGGUUUUGAAGUGUUCAAUGGAACACGUUUCAGCCAGAGGUUCGUGGAGAGAGUGGCCAACCCUAAAGAUAUCGUGCACUUCCUCAGGACCAAGCAGCGCAGAGAGGACAACAAAGAGGAAGAAGAGGAGCUGGACUUCGAGGCUCUUCUCAGUAGAGCAUCGUCUGAUCAUCUGACUCUGCGUGUGGAAGACCUGGUCAAUGAGUACUUCCAGUCCUCAGAGAAGGGCCUGUCUCUGCUGUCGGAGCAGGCGAUGGGGAAGGCUGUGCAGGAGUUCGUGGAUAAGGACGAGCGCUACGCUAUUGAGGAGAUGAUCAAGUACCAGCUGGAGAAGAGCCAGCAGCACCUCAAGCACAGAGCCGUGGAACCCACCAUGGAGACCAUAGACCAGGAGAUUAACCGCUUCAGAGACUCCAAGAAAAACACAACAGAAGAGGAGCAGGAUGUACAAGAGGUCAUGAGCAGAGCAAAAGCACUGCGUACGCAGAACGGCAGUGAUGACGAGAGGCUUGGAGAUCUCGGCCUAUCAGACGGAGCGGAUGUUGCCAUGGAUAGCGAUGACGAGCCCUCCACAGCUCCACCCACCAGGGGAAGGGGGCGUGGCUCUAGAGGCCGAGGGAGGGGCACCACAACAACAACAACAACAACAACCAGCAGAGGGAGAGGGAGAGGGAGAGGUGCCUCAGGGCGUGGUGGUCGUACCCAGAAUGCACCUCUGCAAAGUCCUGUCAAGACCAAACACAUCAUGGAUGCUUUUCAGAGACCGUCUAGAGCUGCAGCAACCGCCAAACGAGACGAGGUGAUCAUUGAUGAUGACUCUGAUGAAGAGAUCUCUUUUGUGAAGUCAAAGCCUGUAAGGACCGCCUCUGUGACAUCAUCGCGUGGGCGCAGCUCACAAAGUCAAAGUCAGUCUCAGAGAGGAGUGUGUUUCGAUGAUGAUGAUGAUGAGGAGUUUGAUCCGUUCAAGGGUAGCAGCAGGCGGGGUCGUAGAUAGCCACGCCCACCGCAGGAGGCUCCAGUUCCAGAAGCUUCUACAGAUGUGUUCCAGUUCCAGAAGCUUCUACAGAUGUGCUCCAGUUCAGUGUGUGUUCAUGUUUCUCUUCUUCACAUGUUCCAUGUGUGUAUGUCAGACACUAAAGACUUUGUACAACA